AUUAGUAUGAGUGUCAAGGGUUAGGGGGAGUCGGCAGGAGAAUGGAAUUGAGAGUGAAAGAUAGAUCAGCAUUGAUUGAAUGGCAGAGUAGACUCGAUGGGCCGAAUGGCCAACUUCUGUUCCGCUGACUUAUGAACUAAACCUAAAUAGUAACUUACUUUACUUACUUGUGCAAUCAAAGUCAAAUGUAAUGUUGUCCACUUAUCUUUAUGGCCAGUGGCAAGCUGACAAAAGUCGAUCGAAGAAUAGUACACAUGAGGUUGGCUUGGCGGCGCAGUGGUAGAGUUGCUGCCUUACAGUGCCAGAGAUCCGGGUUCGAUCCUGACUAAGGGUGCUGUACGGGGUUUGUACGUUCUUCCUGUGACCUGCGUGGAUUUUCUCCUGGAGCUCCGGUUUCCUCCCAGGUUUGUAGGCUAAUUAGCUUUGAUACAAUUGUAAAUUGUCCCUAGUGUGUAGUGUAGGAUAAUGUUAGUGUGUGAGGAUUGCUGGUCAGUGUGGGCUCAGUAGGCUGAGGGCCCUGUUCCGCACUGUAUCUCUUCACUAAAAUAAAGAGAGAUAACUUCAGACUCGUGGCUUUACAAAAUGCAUAAUUAAGGUCCAUUCUAAAUUGGCAGCAACGGUUUAUUUCCGGGGGUUUUGCUCACUAUCCAUGGUCUGACCAGUGAAGGGGACAAUGCAACACUCUGCCUACCUUGACAUCAUAAUCACCACUACAUUGCAUCACUGGUAAUACCAGGUCAGCCUGCAAGGAGUAACCGGCAACAUCAUGAAUUGCUCUGUGUGAUCCCGCAUGCCUGACAUGGAACCCAGCACCCUGCCGACUGUGGAGAUCAUGUCCCCAGUGAAGAUGAGCCUGGUGGAUGUCAGCAAGAUCUUCUCCAAGCUGCAGCCCAGAAAUCAGGACGACAAUGCAGAAAUAAAUCAAAUCAACCAGGCCGUGACCAGAAACGAUGCCAGCCUUUUGGAUGACCUCUUGUCUCAGGAGCGUUACGGUCGUCUGAUCAAUAACCGGAGUGGCUGGGGUGUCCCGGGUACUCCCCUCCGUUUGGCCGCCUCGAAAGGUCACCUAGGCUGCCUGGAGGUGCUCCUGAGGCAUGGUGCCGAGGUGGACAGUCUAGAUGUUAAGGCUCAGACCCCUCUCUUCACGGCCGUCAGUGGCAGGCACUUGCAUUGCGUCAUAGCUUUGCUCAGGGCAGGGGCUAACCCAAACGGAAGCAUCUACAACAACUGCUCGCCUGUACUCACCGCAGCCCGAGAGGGGGACAUUGGGAUCUUGAAAGCCCUGCUGGAGCACGGAGCUGAAGUCAACGUGCGCUCCAAGGUGCCAGACUGGGCUUCCAAUGCUUGUGCUUGCAGUGGCCCUCUCUACCUUGCUUCAGUAUACAGGCACUACGACUGCUUCAGGCAACUGCUCCUCUACGGUGCAGACCCCAACUACAACUGUACAGAGCAGAGGGUUUUGGCAAGGAUCAAGCAACCAAAAACAGUUCUGGAAAUGUGUCUCAGGUAUGGCUGUGGGCCUCAGUAUAUCCAACUGCUCAUAGACUUUGGGGCAAACCUUUACCUGCCUGGCCACGCUCCGGUCAAAAACACACAACAAAACAAAGCUGCCGAACUUCUGGUCCGAGCUACAGCUCAGCCGAGACCCUUGAUGUCACUAACCAGACUGGCCAUUCGCAAGCACCUCAAAGUCAUCGGCAGACUGCAUUCCAUUGACCAACUGGACAUACCAUCAAUCCUGAGGAAAUACUUGGACCAUCAAACCUGAGAGGAUUAGUGUAGUUCCAUGCAUCCUGGAAGCUGUGUGCACUCACUCACUACCUGCCUUACUGAGAGAAGGGGGGGGGGGGGGGGGGGGGGGGGGGGAGAAAUCAACCCUACUUACACCAGGGUUCCUUGUCUCCCAACCCUUUUGUAGCUUGUAGCUUGGUUGUAAUUGCCCCAGCCAUCUGAUUACAAGUAGAAUUCCUUGAA
This is a messenger RNA of Amblyraja radiata (thorny skate), 1974 nucleotides long. RefSeq names its product ankyrin repeat and SOCS box protein 12-like. Bases 791 to 1768 code for a protein of 325 amino acids. The record is from RefSeq and is a predicted model, not a curated record. Gene Ontology annotation, molecular function: protein binding. Gene Ontology annotation, biological process: protein ubiquitination; intracellular signal transduction; positive regulation of protein catabolic process. The transcript has 2 exons. NCBI's taxonomy places the organism in Eukaryota, Metazoa, Chordata, Chondrichthyes, Rajiformes, Rajidae.